AUGCUUUUGUUUACAAGCAUACUACUUGCAUUACUUCUAAUUAUAAUUGUUGCUUAUUUAUGGCAUAUUCGACCAGCAUAUGAAUUUUUCAAAAAACUCAAUAUUCCUGGUCCACAACCGAUUCUCUUCUUUGGCAAUUUUCUAGAUUUUAUCAAAAGUAGACGAUCAUCUUUAACUAUUAAAAAAUGGACAGAAAAAUAUGGUCGUAUUUUUGGUUAUUUUGAAGGACAUACACCAAUUUUAGUUAUAUCUGAUCCAGAUAUAUUACAAGAUGUUUUUAUUAAAUCAUUUUCAAAUUUUCAUUCUCGUCGUUCUUUUCCAUUAGCAGAUCAAAAUGCAAAACUAGUAAAUAUGUUUUCUGCAUCAGGACUGCGUUGGAAACGACAAAGAUUUAUAAUUAAUCCAACAUUUUCAUCGGCUAAACUCAAACAAAUGACACCACUUAUAAAUAGAAGUAUUAAUAUGCUAAUGAAAAAAAUGUCCGAACAAUAUAAUAAGGGUCAACCAUUUGAUAUCUAUGCAUAUUAUAAACGAUUUACUAUGGAUACAAUUUGGUCAUGUGCUUUUGGACUUGAUACAGAUAUGCAAAAUAAUAUUAAUAAUCCAUAUUUAAUUCAUUCUCAGCAAUUAUUCGGCGAAAAAGUCAAUGUUCGAUUAAUUGUUCUUAUAGCAUUGUUUAUUAAUGAAUUGAAUAAAUUUUGGAGAAAAAUUCAUUUAUCAAUAGGUGCAAUUAGUUAUUGGUGUCGUCAUUAUAUUCCGAUAACAAAACGAUUCAUUAAUGAAGAUCCUCCAACAUGGAUUAUGAAACAAGCAUAUAAAAUUAUAGAAAAACAUCAAAAAGUUGGUCAAACAAAUCGUACUGAUUUAUUACAAUUGAUGUUCGAGUCAGCAUCGGAUGAAGAAUUAAUUCAAGAUAGUCGAGCAACUGAUAUUACCAAUGAAGAAACAGAAAUUGAACCACCACUCAUUCGAAAACUUACUAAACAUGAAAUAGUAUCCAAUAUUUUUCUCUUCAUGAUUGCUGGUUAUGAAACAACAAGUACAGCACUUAGUUAUAUUACUUAUAUUCUUGCAACUCAUCCAAAUGAACAACAAAAAUUACAACACGAGAUUGAUACUCACUUCAAUCCUGAAACCGAAGAUGAUAUGCCAUCUUAUGAUACAGUAUCACAAAUAGAAUAUUUAGAUAUGUUUAUUCGAGAAACUCUUCGCUUGUAUCCUAUAGCGCCAGUAGUAGUCAAUCGUCAAAGUUCAGAAGAUUUUCAUAUCAAAGGUAUUGGUACGAUUCCAGCUGGUACACGUAUUGCUGUGGAUAUGUAUAGUUUACAUUAUGAUCCUGAUUUGUGGGGUCCUGUUGAUCCACAUAUAUUUUAUCCUGAACGAUUUGAAACAAAACGACAUGCAAUGGCAUGGAUUCCAUUUGGAGCUGGACCAAGAAAUUGUGUUGGAAUGCGUUUUGCUUUGAUUGAACUCAAAAUGGCACUUGUUCGUCUUCUCAAAACAUAUUCAAUAGUCGAUUGUGGUGAUCAAACACAUAAAUCAUUUGAACAAUUAACAGAAACUUUUGUCAUAGCACCAAGAGAAGUUAUUAUUCGGUUAGAACGUCGAGAUGAAUAUCAUGUAUAA
Messenger RNA from Rotaria sordida, 1626 nucleotides. The record is from the annotation of a GenBank genome assembly. Lineage: Eukaryota; Metazoa; Rotifera; Eurotatoria; Philodinida; Philodinidae.